Acanthocheilonema viteae is the source of this 756-nucleotide messenger RNA. NCBI's taxonomy places the organism in Eukaryota, Metazoa, Nematoda, Chromadorea, Rhabditida, Onchocercidae. The record is from the annotation of a GenBank genome assembly.
AUGGGAAGAAGUAUAAAAGGGCUAAGGCGGGUGCAGUCAGAGCAGAGUGAGGGAGAAGUCCUGGACUGGACGGUUCGCUCUGAUCGGACGGGUGGUGGGAUAGAUAAGGGGGGUACUGAGGGUCUUGCCGCUUGUUUACCUAGAAAACAGCAGGAAGCUGCAGCGGCAAAAGUGUUGGUAGCAGUAAGAACAGGAAACAGCGAGCAGUACGCGACGACUGUAUCCGCAGCAAAGAAGCGCUGCAUGCAGCAGCAGCACUCGGCGGCGGCAUCCAACAGCGGCUUCUCAGCAGUGGUACCAGCAGUUGAACCCACAACAGUAACUGUCGUUGAUCGCCUCAAGCAUCAGCUUCUUCAGGCCUAUGACAAUGCCCUUAAAGGUAUGGGUCAAAUUAACAUGUGGGGCUCAACUAGAAAACAACGUGAUAGCCUGUCGUAUCACCUGAGAUUACCAACGGAAGGGAACAUUUUUUCCAACAUUAACAAGCAUAACAAGAAGCAACGGGAGAAGAGAAUGAAAGAUGACGCGCAAUUGCUUGCAGGGCGACACAGAACAGGCCACGGAUGUGAUCAUCAAAUUGGAGAAGUCCAAUUUGACGAAGGAAUUACUCGAGGUGAGGAUAUCAGUAACUUUCACCCAAAAUUGAAAAGUGAGGAGAAUGAGUUGGGAUACAUUUUAGAGAGUGGGCAGAUGGAGAGAGGGCCUCCCUGCACGCCACGCAGCGUCCGACGAUUGCCUGCACCGUUGAGGCAGUGA